This is a messenger RNA of Corticium candelabrum, 2734 nucleotides long. RefSeq names its product brain-specific homeobox protein homolog. The record is from RefSeq and is a predicted model, not a curated record. Gene Ontology annotation, molecular function: DNA-binding transcription factor activity, RNA polymerase II-specific; DNA binding. Gene Ontology annotation, biological process: regulation of DNA-templated transcription. The transcript is spliced from 4 exons. Bases 1882 to 2577 code for a protein of 231 amino acids. Lineage: Eukaryota; Metazoa; Porifera; Homoscleromorpha; Homosclerophorida; Plakinidae.
GCUCACUUGUAUUUUCUGGAUGUUACUUGGUGUACUUGUAUGUAAUGUGUAAGGGGAUAUGAAUGCAAAUGGUGGGCCUAUUGUCUUGACGUCAUGUGACUUAGUUGCAGUAUUAAAACCUUGCAGCAUUGCCAAGAGGUUAAUUUCCUUGAGGGUAAGACCAGCUGUGUUUACUAAAUCAAUAGAUGAGUUUGGACCUCCACAGUAAAUUUUUUAGAAAGACCAGACAAAAUAGCUAAUGGUAAUUUGGUCCUGUACUGAAUGAGUUAUUGCUGUUCAUAUGCUUUUAGCCAUUCGUGGUGUGAGGGCUGGGACCACCGAAGAUGAUAUUCUUCAUCGAUGGAGAGUACAGCAUCGAAUGGAAAGAGCACGUGCAUCAGUGGUCCAAGGAAGAGAAGAUCCACACUUUGGGUUGGGCCCUUGUCGCCCUCCUGUUGAUAGAAUUGAGGCAAUCCCAUACAAAAGAACAGUGCCUACAAGAUCCCGAUUUGGAUUUGUGGAGUCAGCUUUUGGUAGUGCAGACAUAAGGAAUGCAAGCAGACAAGUUGGAGACCAGACUACUAAUCUGUUUGUGAGUGAGCAGUUAGAACAGCAGGAAUUCUCACAAGCAGCUCAUCAAUCUUCCAAUAUCACUGAUCCCCACAUUCAGUCAGCCCCUGCCUCCACAUUAGAAGAAAGGCUUAAUUCGUACCCUACACUUCUCCCUCCUUGUACAGUAGAAAAUGCUGCAGUGGCUCCUCAUACUCAUCUUCUCUGUGACAUUGUCACUUGCAAUCACUUGUCAGCUGCAGUCAGAUCUGCUGCUCUCUCUAGACCAAACUGCCACCUUGCAAGUCCAAGGACCAACCAGAAACAACAGCUGCAAGGAAACAAGCAGCAACCUGCAUCCCAGUCAACAUAUGCGUUCCAACCAGGACACCAUCAAAUUACUGAUGUAAGAGUUGAUCCUAACCACGUGCGUUCGAGGACAAAUGACAAGCAAAGCACAGUGACUAGACAAACAGUAGGCGCUGAUCUUGCGUCUGUAUUUGCACAAGACCAAGUUCUUCAGUCAUUAUUGAUUCAAGAGCAACGUUGCCAGGAUCGUCUCAGGUCAUUAGCGCAGCUGCUGGAUCAGGAAGGAAAGUGACAGUAAAACCAUACAUAAUUGGUGCUUUGUCUGUUGCUUGAAUAGCUACGAAGAUUGUAAUAGUGUUGUAGUUGUAGAAUUUAUGUCUAGCAUGGGCAGCAUCCAAUCGUUGCAGGCUGACGCGCUUUGAUCGAUGAUAGUCUAAAAAUUUUUAGUUUCUCUGGGAACAAGAUGAUGUGAUGUCAUCUGCAUUACUUUUGCAGUCGUUUGUGUAUUCGGAGUAUACGAAGGGGUAGUAUCACGUGCAUCCUAUUACUGUCGCUGAUGAUGAUCUACAGCACUCUUGCAGGUGUCAUUAUCAGUUAGACAAUCGGAACUGCUGUUGAUGGGCAAUUAGAAUCGUUUACGCGUUAUGUGCUCAUUACCCAUUUUCAUAGGCUCCUAGUGUUACGUGUAAUUGCUACCAUUACAAGGUUUCAUAAUAGGACUAUACGCUACCUGUAAAACGUAUUCACUGGAGAAUUUACAUCUACUAGAAGGGCUGCUUUCUUGCAUGGACAAUAGAGCUGUUUGGGUGUUACUGUGACUACUCUAGUGGAUAGUGUGCUAAGUUUAGUCACAUGCCGUCAAUUAAACCAUUAGCGGCGUACCUCUUGCUUCUCUGUGUGGUCCUGUUGCUGCCGUUUGUUCAGCCCCCUAUCUGUUUUCGUGUCAGAAAUGGCAAUAACGAGGGGCAGAACUACUUUUCUCCGCCCUAACAGUUCGUGUAAAGCUUUCAAAGUGGGUAGUUGCGGAAGUUCGUCCGGCACAGAAUGCAAAUCGUCAUGAGCAGCAGCAACCCUGGCAUGAGAGCGGCAGAUGAUGAUGGAGCGCCAAAUACCAAGGCGAGAAAAAGUUUCCUCAUAGAAGACCUCCUGAAGAAAGGAUGCUCACAAAGUAGAGCCAGUGUGACGACAGCAAACAAGAGAGAUGUCUUUCCGUUGUGUUAUUCACCACACGUUCCCACCUCCACCCCGUUCGGUUAUCUACCAGCUGCAGUUGUAGGACAAGCUAACAUGUCAACCCAGGCCCGUUGCGGACUAGGGUUUCACGUCCCUUCUCCAAUGUGCCUUCCUCCUUCGUGCAGUGCCGACUUCUUCAACUACGCUUCCUAUAAUCCACAAGUGCAGCGAUUUCAACCCUAUUGUGUGAUCCCUCCAACACACAGUGAGAAAAGUGAGACAGAUUCUAGUGGAAGAAGAAGAAAGUCUCGUACAGUUUUUAGUGAAUAUCAAUUGAUGGGAUUGGAGAAGAAAUUUCAGACGCAAAAGUAUCUGUCUGUACCUGACAGAGUGGAAAUCGCAGGAGGUCUAAAUCUCUCUGAAACACAAGUCAAAACUUGGUUCCAGAAUAGGCGAAUGAAAUGGAAAAAACAAGGCAAUAUAGAAGGAGCGUCUGCUGCAGGUGCAGCGAGAGACACCGAGUCUAUGGACUGUAGCUCGGGUGCAAGUGAAUAUAGUAAAGUAUAAUGGUACAUAAUGAAUGCACUUGUCGUUCUACAGAUCAAAGUACUCACUGGUGUAAUGAUAUUUCAGAGAAAUGUGUUAUCAAGCAAAAUAAAUAUGUUGUUAGCUGCAUUAGUUCAAUCUUGCUGCUCAUAAUUGUCUUUACAAUAAACUAAAAUAU